AUGGAACAUCCAACGAAUAAAGACGAUAAUUUACUCAUUAUCGACGAAAAGCUGUCAGCACCAGCGCAUCUAAAUGUCGACAAGGAUGCGUUUGAGAAUCCUCUCUCCCCUUCUUCCUCCACGUCGUCACCGUUGGGUGUUCUAGCCCUCGUCUCCACCACCGAAACUCACCACCCAGUUCACUGGCCAGCAUGGAGAAAAUGGCUCGUCAUAACAGUUUACUGCCUUUUGCAGGUCAUCGUACUGGCGCUCUCGACAUCGUACGUUAGCACCCAAACGCCACUUCAGGAGAAAUUUGGCAGUUCGACGCAGGUCAUUGCGCUGGGUCAGUCUAUGUUCAUUAUCGGGAACGCUGUUGGACCGUUGUUCUUGGGCCCAUUGAGCGAUAUUAGUGGACGGAAGUGGGUUUAUGGAUGCGCUCUUGCUACUGACAUGCCCAUGAUGAUCAUCUUCAUGCUAUUGUCAGGAAUUGCCGGCAGUACAGCUAUCUCGAAUGUUGCUGGCACCAUUACCGACCUCUUCGGUGAUGCAGACAACACCGGUCAGCCACUGGGGCUAUUCGCUGUAUCGGCGAACACUGGAUCGAGCAUAGGCAGUGUGAUUGGUGAAUUGAUCAUCGAGAAUCCACGUUUAGGGUUGAGCUGGGUUUUCUGGAUCAACGUGAUCCUGGCCGGUGGUAUGGUCUUGAUCAUGACCUUCGUGCCGGAGACGUUGCCUCGUGUGGUGAUUUCUCGAGGGUUACGAGAGUCCCAGGCACAGACAAAACAGGUAGGGGCCGAUGGAAUGGAAAACUGGAUAGCGCAGUCACACAUCGCCAUUAUCAAGGAGACGCGCUUCGUCGCCACUAUGGCGUUCAGGAUUUUGUUCACUGAACCCACCGUCCUAUGUCUGGGGCUCUUCAACGGGUACAUCUACGGACUGCUCUUUUUAUACCUUUAUGGCAUAUUUGAUGUCUUUGUUGUGAAUAAUCAUCUCUCAGUGAUCGGUGCCAAUUUGACAUACCUCAACCUAAUUGUGGCUGUUGUCAUCAUGUUCAUCGUCUUCGUUCCUAUACAAACAACUUUAUAUAAGCGAGAUCGACUGAAGAACGGCGCUGGGCGACCCGAGGCACGAUUCUUGAUAUCCCUCUUUACUGUUUGGGGGUUUCCCAUCUCGCUGUUCUGGUUUGCGUUUACUUCCAGCGGAAACGUCUCUUUUUGGUGCCCAGUCGUCGCUGGAGCUGUGAUGGGUGUCGUUAAUCCGCUACUAUGGUUGAAUAUCAUAAACUAUAUCACAGACAGUUAUCAGAAUGUGGCAGGAAGCGCAGUUGCGGCUUUUCUAAUACCAAGUCAGAUGGUUGCAGCGGCAUGUGUACAUAUAGGUAUCGUCAUGUUUGACAAUCUGAGCCCGAAAUGGGCAUUCUUGAUAUUGGGUUUUGUAUCGUUCGGUGUGGUAGCAUCAGUUAGCAUUGACCUACCAUUCUGUGUACAAGCGAGCGAACGAGAUAUGAAUCUUAUCAAAGUUGAAUCCGCGCACAUAGCAACUACUCAGCAUGAGAACCAUGUUGACUUGGCUCUCACAAAAAACCACGACGCUGCUGAACUGGGCCAGUCAGCGACUGAUCGCUAUGGCCGGCCUUUGAUUCAGUUCGAUCCCGUUGCCGAGAAACGUCUGGUCAGGAAAUUUGAUCUAUACAUCAUUCCAACUGUUUCCCUGUUGUAUCUCUUCUGCUUUAUUGAUCGCGCCAACAUCGGCAACGCUAGACUUGCUGGCUUUGAGGAGGACCUUGGCUUGGAAGGGAAUGACUACAACAUAGUGUUGUCCGUUUUCUUCUCCUCGUAUAUUCUAUUCGAAAUCCCGUCAAACAUUGCGUGCAAAUGGAUCGGGCCUGGCAAGUUCAUUCCUGCAUUGACCUUGGGGUUCGGCAUCUGUAGCCUAGGAACGGCGUUUGUGCACAAUAUUCACUCUGCUUGUGGAGUUAGGUUUCUGCUGGGCAUCUUUGAGUCGGGUCUAUUGCCUGGAAUUGCAUAUUACAUGUCGAGAUGGUACCGGCGCAGCGAACUCGUGUUUCGAUUAUCAACGUAUAUCGUCAUGGCUCCCCUGGCCGGUGCAUUUGGUGGUUUGCUUGCGUCAGGUAUCCUUAGGCUUCACUCUCUUGGAAGUCUGCGUACAUGGCGCAUGAUCUUUGUCAUUGAAGGUGUUAUUACUUGUGGUCUCGCUCUCGUUGCUUUCUUCACCAUGACAGAUCGUCCAUCAUCUGCGCGCUGGCUCAAAGAUGAAGAGAGACACCUGGCCAUUGCACGGCUCAGAUCCGAGCGCGUAGGCACCACAGAAGUUCUUGAGAAACUAGAUACUAAAAAAGUGUUACGAGGCAUCUUCUCGCCCGUGACACUAACUACCGGGUUCAUCUUCCUGCUAAACAACAUUACCGUGCAGGGAUUGGCAGUCUUCGCACCAACUAUCGUACGGACAAUCUACCCUCAUAGCAGCGUUAUCUCGCAACAACUGCACACCGUGCCUCCAUACGUUGUCGGCGCAUGCUUCACCCUCUUCUUCCCCUAUCUAAGCUGGAGAAUGGACCGGCACAUGAUGUUCUUCAUACUCUCAUCUCCACUUAUGAUUGUAGGCUACAUCAUGUUCCUUGCAUCGGAGAACCCUCGUGUCCACUACGGUGCGAGUUUCCUCGUUGCCGCAGGCGCUUUCUCCUUCGGCGCGCUCUGCAACGCCAAUGCUUCGGCUAAUGUGAUAUCUGACACUUCCCGUUCUUCCGCUAUUGGCACUACAGUCAUGCUCGGAAACAUCGGAGGUUUGAUCAGCACAUGGAGUUAUUUGGCCUUUGAUGCCCCCGGAUACCAUAUUGGGAAUGGGUUGAAUCUGGCAUGUGCGAGUGCUACCUUUCUGCUGAGCAUCGGUCUAUUGAUGUGGAUGAAGUGGGAUAAUGCAAAGCGAGAGACGAUGGACGUGGAUUUGCAUGUAGAAGGAAAAUCUUUGGGGGAGAUACAAGCCAUGGAUUGGCGAAAUCCAGCUUGGAGGUGGAGAUAUUAG
Molecule: messenger RNA, 3024 nt
Organism: Talaromyces atroroseus
Lineage: Eukaryota; Fungi; Ascomycota; Eurotiomycetes; Eurotiales; Trichocomaceae
Exons: 7
Coding region: 1-3024 (1007 amino acids)
Biological process (GO): transmembrane transport
Cellular component (GO): membrane
Molecular function (GO): transmembrane transporter activity
Source: RefSeq, a predicted model, not a curated record